Mycena indigotica is the source of this 1080-nucleotide messenger RNA. RefSeq lists its product as uncharacterized. Gene Ontology annotation, biological process: protein catabolic process. The record is from RefSeq and is a predicted model, not a curated record. Gene Ontology annotation, molecular function: protein-N-terminal asparagine amidohydrolase activity; protein-N-terminal glutamine amidohydrolase activity. The transcript has 5 exons. Bases 46 to 1080 code for a protein of 344 amino acids. NCBI's taxonomy places the organism in Eukaryota, Fungi, Basidiomycota, Agaricomycetes, Agaricales, Mycenaceae.
GCGGUUGAUUCCGCACCACGACGUCGAGUACUUACCGAUUUGCGGAUGCUGCCGCUGCCAGUGGGCGAUGCCGCGGGGAUGCGUGUCGCGCCCCGGAUCCGCGUUGCGCUCGUGCAGCUGCGCCCGAAGCUGGGGCACGUCCAGGCGAACAUCGCGCGCGCCAAGGAGCUCUGCAGAAAAAUCCCGCCGCACUCGGUCGACCUGGUGUGCUUCCCGGAGCUCGCGUUUACCGGGUAUGCGUUCCCCGACGCGCGCGCGAUCGCGCCGCACUUGGAGCCCCCGCGGACGGGCGCGACGGGCGUGUUCUGCGCGGCGCUCGCGCGCGAGCUGGGGUGCGCGGUGCUCGCGGGGUACCCCGAGAGGCUGGACCCGAACGGCGCGGAGCCCGGCCCGGCAGGCGCGAACAGCGCGGUGCUGUUUGGGCCGGACGGGGCGUGCAUUGGCGGGACGCGGAAGACGAACUUGUACCCCGUCGACAAGACGUGGGCCCGGCCGGGUGGGCUACCAUCUCUUGCCCCUUUGUGUUCUGAUUCGCCUGCAGGGAAUGGAUUCGCCACAUUCACCAUCCCGCUCGCGGGUCCGGGGCGGGCCGCACCUCAGUCGGCGCGCGUGGCGGUCGGGAUCUGCAUGGACCUCAACGCCGCGCCGCCGCACGCGUGGACGACCGAAGGCGGGCCGUACGAGCUCGCGGACUACGCCCUCGCGGAGCGCGCCGACGCGCUCGUGCUGCUGAACGCGUGGCUCGACUCGCGGCAGUAUCCGGAGCACAGCCAUGACCUGUCGACGCUCAACUUCUGGGCGCAGCGCCUGCGCCCGAUGUGGGUGCGGAACACGGCUGCCACGCCCGAUGCGGCGGGCCGGGAGACGCUCGUGGCGAUAUGCAACCGCGGGGGCGUCGAAAAUGACACGGUGUAUGCGGGCUGCUCGGCGGUCUUCCGGAUGCGGCGCGGCGCGGGGGAGAGGGGGCUGCUGCGUGCGGCGCUGGGGCGGAGAGAGGAGGACGUGUUGAUUUGGCCGGCGGUGGGGGAAGGGGAGGAGGAGGAGGAGGAAGGCUCCAGUGAGGAGGAGGAGGACGGGUAA